Molecule: messenger RNA, 955 nt
Organism: Gryllus bimaculatus (two-spotted cricket)
Lineage: Eukaryota; Metazoa; Arthropoda; Insecta; Orthoptera; Gryllidae
Source: the annotation of a GenBank genome assembly
CUCCGACAUGGACCAAGAGGACGGCGUCGUGUGCGGCCCGCCCGACCCUUGCCCCGGCCUCGGCGAGACGCCGCAGCCGGAGAACGACGCCGAGUACGCCUUCGUGGUGGCCGACUUCCUGGCCGGCGUGCUCAUCUUCGCCACCAUCGUCGGCAACAUCGGCUCCAUGAUCUCCAACAUGAACGUCAGCCGCGUCAACUUCCGCAACCGCAUGGACGACGUCAAGCAGUACAUGUCCUUCCGGCGCGUCUCGCCGGAGCUGGAGGCGCAUGUCAUCAGGUGGUUCACGUACACGUGGGCCAACCAGCAGGCGCUGGACGAGGAGCGCGCCCUCUCCGCGCUGCCCGACAAGCUCAAGGCGGAGAUCGCCAUCCACGUGCACCUGGACACGCUGCGCGAGGUGUGCAUCUUCCGAGACUGCGAGCCGGGGCUGCUGGAGGAGCUGGUGCUCAAGCUGCGCCUUCAGGUGUCGGUGCUGGAGAUCGCGGGCAACCGCACAGGCAACCGGCGCACCGCCACCGUGUGCUCGCUGGGCUACUCGGACCUGUUCUGCCUGGACAAGCGCGACCUGUGGGAAGUGCUAAAGGAGUACCCGGAGGCGCGCAUGUCGCUGGUGGAGAGGGGCUGCGCGCUGCUCCGCAAGGACGGGCUGCUGGACGAGGAGGCGUACGAGAGGGCGGAGCGAUGCAACGAGCCCUUGGCGCUCAAGGUGGCGCGCCUCGAGCUUAUCAAGGUGAAAUGGUGCCCUCUGUCUGCUUCAAAUGGCAAGGAAAUAAGAGUUCGCCUGGUGAGCGUGAAUGUGUUUUGUACAGAGACCUCGGUGGAGCACGUGAACAAGCGCUUGGCGCGCCUGCUUGGCGAGUUUUGCAGCCACCAGUGCAAGGUCAAGAAGCGGCUCACGUCCGUCGAACGGCGCACCGGCCGCUCCUCAUCCUCCAGGCCUUCACAAGGGUGA